CGAGGUUUUCCGUUUUCUUCCGGGCCAACUUGAACCUGUCCAGCCCCCGUAGGCCGUGGGUCAAAAGUGCCGGUCAAAAUGGAAGUGAAUCCCCCUAAACAGGAGCACCUGCUGGCGCUGAAAGGUCCUGUUUCCCUCUGAUUUGGCAAGAGAGACAAUCUUGUAAUAAUAAAUUAACAUUCUAGCUCUGAGGAGUUCAGCUAAGAAAUUUUCUCAUCACUAAGAGUAACUGGAUUACUACAGAAUGACUACAGAAGUAAUAUUACAUUAUCGACCAUAUGAGAGUGAUCCCACACAACUGCCAAAAAUUGCAGAAAAGGCAAUUCAAGACUUUCCUGUUCAUCCACUAUCAAGAUUUAUACCUUGGUUUCCAUAUGAUGGGUCCAAGCUUCCACUCAGACCUAAAAGAUCACCACCUGUGAUUUCUGGAGAGGCAGCUGAAGAUGUGAAACAGUACUUGGCCAUUUCAGAACAUAAUGCUAAAUCACACAGUUAUGAUUGCACAGUAGAUCUAUUGGAGUUUCAACCUUGUUUGAAACAGCAGCAUUUAAUCUGGUCACACACACUGAAGGAACAGACUAAUUCUGGAAAUGUGGAUAAACAAUCAGAAAAGGGAAAACAGCACAACAGGAGAUCUUGGAGUAUUUCCCUUCCCAGCAAUAAUUGUACUAAAAACGUUUAUCCUGUGUCUAAAAAAUUGCAAGAUAGUCUAAAGGCGCUAAAUUUACACUCACUUUAUAGAGCAAGAUGGACAAUAGAAGACACUAUUUGUAACAGCCAAACUCUGGAAGACAUUUGGACAAAACUCAAUCAAAUUAUUAGACACAAUGAACUUCCAUCUUGUAAUGCUACAAUUCAGAGACAUCUAGGCCAAAUAUGGAUAUUCUGUGAUAUUAUGUAUUGUGAAUAUGUGGGAAGUCUUCUUAAAGGAAGAUUAGCUCUUACUGGAAAAAUUAAUUUAUCUGUGCAUAAAUAUGGUGUUAUUUUUAGUAUGUAAUGAACUCCGCUGAUUGUCAACAAGGAAUAAUAUUCUGAAUGAAGUGAAUAUGGAUAGAAAUAGAUGAAAUAAAUUUCACAGGCUUUU
Cebus imitator (Panamanian white-faced capuchin) is the source of this 1084-nucleotide messenger RNA. It is a transcript of the gene SHLD3, whose product is annotated as shieldin complex subunit 3. NCBI's taxonomy places the organism in Eukaryota, Metazoa, Chordata, Mammalia, Primates, Cebidae. The record is from RefSeq and is a predicted model, not a curated record. The coding region runs from base 245 to 997 and encodes 250 amino acids. The transcript has 2 exons. Gene Ontology annotation, biological process: positive regulation of double-strand break repair via nonhomologous end joining; negative regulation of double-strand break repair via homologous recombination; positive regulation of isotype switching.